Cercospora beticola is the source of this 4597-nucleotide messenger RNA. RefSeq lists its product as uncharacterized. Gene Ontology annotation, biological process: double-strand break repair via homologous recombination. Gene Ontology annotation, cellular component: nucleus; cytoplasm. NCBI's taxonomy places the organism in Eukaryota, Fungi, Ascomycota, Dothideomycetes, Mycosphaerellales, Mycosphaerellaceae. Gene Ontology annotation, molecular function: ATP-dependent chromatin remodeler activity; ATP binding. The record is from RefSeq and is a predicted model, not a curated record.
GAGGGCGAGUGGUGAAAGGUCAGCCUUGCACACGCUGAUCCCUGCGCCUCGAGGCGUUCACCGUUAACCGUCCGUGCGCGGCUGCAUCAUCAAAGCGUGUUUAGUCGCGAUUGCAACUGCAUCGCCUUCACCUUCACCACUCCGACUACUUGACCUGCCACGUCUCGCCGCAGAAUACGCUGCACGACCCAUGAUUCGGCCCUGUACUCCGGACAAACGCGGUCGCCUGCCGCCGCUGGAAUUGCCACCUCUGUUGGCCACGAGGGGCCGCCUGUUCUGCGCCCCGGUGCCGGUGCGCAGCAAGUGAUCACUGUGUAACACACGCUAGCUGGUUUGCACCGUUGCGUAAAGAACCGAUAACGCACGUCGGAGCGCGCCAAGAGCGCAAAAGUGCUGUGCCUCUGGCCUUCCGCGGCGCCACAAAAUGGACCUCAGCGAUCAAUACGAUGUGCUGCUGGAUGAUAUCCAGUUCAAGGACGUGCAAAUAAUAUCGCUCGACCCCGAUGAUGAAGAAUUUCAAGUGAGGCUGCGAGAACUUGAGGACGAGAAAGCCGAGCUUGACACAAAGAAAGCCCAACUCGAAGCACGCAUCGCCGAAAACUCGCGCCCGCAAAACCAGCCGAACGGACACACUUCCCAAAAUCAUCACGACAUGGGCGCCGACGAACGUGGUUUCUGGAAUAGCGCCAUCGGCGGUCGACCAGCGAGCAACCACGGCAGUAAUGGCAAUACGUUCGCCAAUCCCUUCAGUUCAGAUGGCGCGGUUCCUACUGCCACUCCCGGUUCUGGCGUGAAGCGUCCGCGGCCGCAGUCAUCAUACUUGCAGGUUGGCGAGAGCGCGUACAAGCGACAGACACCCGAUGUCUCGAAUGCUGCAACUCCGACGUCGUCCGAAGGCUCCUACGAGUUCGUACCGCGAGAUCCUGCGCGCGAUUCAGAGCAAAACCGCUUGUUCAUGCGCGCGCAGCAAGCCGAAGAUGCCGCGAGGAAGCGACGAGAAGCUCUAUUGCGCGAUGAGGAAUUCGCUCGUGCUCUGAGCCAACCGAAUAAUGCGCACGCUUCCUCGUCCAGACCCAACGUUCAGACCACGAUAGAUUUCGGUGGAAACUACCAGCGACCAGCCCCGCAGCCCACUGCAGAAUCAUCGUCUUCGCAACGAAUGCAUCAGCAUCAGAAUCCUGGAUACGGCUUGGCUAUGCCGCGUUCGCAGGCUUAUGGUCGGCCUCAAGUCAAAGCUGAGCCUCCCACAUUCGGAAUGCAGCAACAACUGCCGCAGCGACCGCGACAGUCGAGCGAAGUGGUGGAUCUAACGAACGAUAGCGACGACGAGUUAGAGGAGAUUGCGCCUGCUAGAUUCACGCCCAGCGAUAGGCAGCCUGCACCUUUCAGAACCGGCCCAUCAGUCCCAACUUACCAGAUGCCUGGCGCGUUCCCCAAUACCCCUAACAAUGGUAUACGGCCGGCUCCGGGGCCUGCUGCGUACGGCAAUGGUGCGAACAAUCUGCAUGAUCCAAACAUGUGGAUGUGGCUUCAAAGCGCCAUGCAAAAUCAAGCCCAAGCUUUUCGCAGUCAGCUUCGAGACGUGGGAAAUUUGGUGUAUGGCGCAAGCAGUUCAAAUCCCUGGGACCUUGACGACGACGACGAUGAUGACGAUCUCAUCUACACUGGUGUCCGCCAGACUGCUGGUUAUGGGAACUACGCUGGAAACGAAGCCCUCUAUCGAGACCGGUACGAUACGAUGCAGCACAACGAUCCAACUAAGACCAAGGAGGAGAUCCAGGAGUUGCUUGCCAACAUCCGUCCAGAUGAAGACAUGCCGGCACAUCUCCGUGUGCAAACACCAGAAGACCUGACGAUCAGACUACACAAGUACCAAGAAGUCGGUCUGACCUGGCUCAAGAAGCAGGAAGAGGGUCCCCACAAAGGAGGUAUUCUUGCAGACGAUAUGGGCCUCGGCAAGACGAUACAAAUGCUUUCGCUCAUGGUCACUCGUAAGUCAGAGGAUUUCCGAUGCAGGACGACCUUGAUCAUUGCGCCCGUCGCUCUGCUGCGACAGUGGAAGCAGGAGAUCAAGGACAAGGUCAAAGGCGGUCGCUACGAACUUUCGGUCUUCACUCAUCAUGGAGGAACCAAGGCGAAGAACUUUGACGACUUGCGAUCAUAUGACGUUGUCCUCACCACUUAUGGCAGCAUCGCUUCGGAGUUGAAGAAGCUGGAGAAAUUUCUACUUCGGAAGAAAGCAAACCCUGCCGCAGUUCCUGGCUCUACUGAGAAAUUGAUCUUUCUUGCCGAUGAAGCGCAAUGGUACCGGGUGAUUCUGGACGAAGCUCAAUGCAUCAAGAACAGAACUACUCAGAGUGCUAAAGGUGCUUGUUUGCUCAAAGCCAAAUAUCGCUUUUGCGUGACUGGAACGCCAAUGAUGAACAACGUGGAAGAGUUGUUCUCUCUGAUCCAUUUUCUCAAAAUCAAACCGUACUGCCAUUGGGAGAAGUUCAGACUCGACUUCAACACGCCACUACGCUCAACGCACGAGGCCCAGCGCGGGCGUGCUAUGCGGCAGCUGCAGAUCUUGUGCAAAUCGAUCAUGUUGCGACGUACGAAGAAGAGCAAGUUCGAAGGCGAGCCCAUCCUCAAUUUGCCCGAACGCAGCACCACCGUUGACAACCCAGUAUUCGACGAAGACGAGCAGGCUUUCUACACAGCUUUGGAAUCGCAGUCACAGGUGCAGUUCAACAAGUAUCUGCGUCGCGGAACUAUCGGUCAAUCGUAUUCAGCAAUCUUGGUGUUGCUCUUGCGAUUGCGGCAGGCAUGCUGCCACCCUCAUCUGAUAAAAGAUUUCGGCGUGGCGGCAGCUGCAGACAUGACUGAAGAUCAGAUGCUCGAUUUCGCCAAGCAGCUCGAUCCACAAGUCGUGGAGCGGAUCAAGUCAACUGGAGGCAACUUCGAAUGCCCAGUCUGCUAUGAUGCGGUCGCCAACCCGGCCAUUUUCAUUCCUUGUGGCCAUGACACUUGCUCCGAAUGUUUCUCGAAGAUCGCAGACCCGGCCAAUGCUAUUCAACAGGGCAUUGAAAACGAAAAUGGAGGUGCACGCUGCCCGAAUUGUCGCGGAAACAUCAAUGCUAAGCGCCUUACGGAUUUCAACAGCUUCAAGAAGGUGCACAUGCCUGAGCUGCUCAGCGAGGCAGAGCGUGCCGAGAUGAACGCAGCAGAUGAUGAAGAAGUUGUGUCUGGGGUCGAGGAUGACAGCGAUGACGAUAAUGACGAUGACGAAGAGAGCUCCAGCGACGAAGACGAGACUCUUGGCGGGUUCAUCGUUCCGCCCGAUGAGGAAGAAUCCGACGAGGAAGACUCCGAUGACGAUGAUGAUCUUGACAGGAAACUCAAAUCAAAGAAAGACAAGAAUGGCAAAGCCGUCAAGCGAGAGCCAGUCGAUGAGGAGCUGGAAGAGGAUGACGAUGGUCUCGAUGCACCGUUCAAGCCGAAAGUUGAGGAGGGCGUUGCGGGCCCUGCGACUAACGGCACUGGUAUCUUCGCUGGACACAAAUCCAAGGCUAAGAAGUCUAAGAGCAGUAAGGGCAAAGGCAAAGAGGCGAAGAAGAACAAGAAGGGCGCGAAGGGCAAGGGGAAAGCGAAAGAGAAGAAGAAGAAGACCAAAGGUCCUGUGACUUUGGCAGAUCUGAAGAAAGAAGCUGCGAAGAGCACGAAAGCCAAGAAGAAGUACCUUGCCCGCCUUCGCAAGACGUACGUCGGAUCGGCCAAGAUUGAUAAGACAAUGGAGAUCUUGAAAGAUAUCAUGGAAGCCAAAGAGGGCGAGAAAGUUCUCAUCUUCAGUCAGUGGACAUCGCUGCUGGAUCUGCUGGAGAUUCCCAUCGAUGGCGAGGGCUACGGUUAUCGUCGUUACGAUGGCAGCAUGACUGCGACCAUGCGAGCUGAUGCUGUCGAUGACUUCAAGGAUGAUAGCAAGAACGUCCGCAUCAUGCUGGUGUCGCUCAAGGCUGGCAAUGCUGGACUUAACCUCAACAUGGCCAGCCAGGUCAUCAUCCUCGAUCCGUUCUGGAAUCCUUACAUUGAAGAGCAAGCCAUCGACCGGGCCCAUCGCAUUGGCCAACUGCGUCCAGUCACAGUCCAUCGUGUGCUGAUACAGGGUACUGUCGAGGACAGGAUCAUCGAGCUGCAAGAGAAGAAGCGGGCUCUCAUUUCUGAGGCGCUGGACGAGCAGUCGGCUGCGAACCUUGCUCGUCUUGGCGUGCAGGAGCUGGCUUAUCUCUUCGGUGUCACUGGCGAUCCGACACAGCAGGUCAACUACCGUGCAGCUAAUGGCCGUCGGUAGAGAAUGAAGAAGCAAGUCAUUGGCAUUUUUAUUGUCGCGAUCACAAUAUGCUUCGCGCUCGUUCUUGCAUCGUUUCGCAAACUUGGUUUCAUGAUGUAGAUGAGCAGGAUUUCAGGGCAUGGCAGAAAAGCGCUUUCGCCAUCGGCUUCUGAGAUCGUAGGGAACAGUCGAAUACGGCGUUUUGGAGGUGGGAGGUUAUACUAUCGAAGUUUUUGAUACCCCAACGAAUCAGCAUGAAUAAUGUAUCUUAUGAAAAUCAAACGCACA